UCACAUGAAGUCUAAUGACUUGCUACAACAAUUUAAUGAUUUUAGAAGAAAGCUCAAAGCACAAAUUUAAUCAAAUGAAAUAACAAAAAGUCCAUAAAAAAAUUACAUUAAAACUCAAAGUUCCCCUUUACAAUGCAGUUCUAGUAUUAAAUCAAAAAUUAAUCUCAAUCAACAUUAAAAUAAAAUCUAAGAUAGAUGUAACAAAAAUUAAACAAUUCAAAAUGAUAACCAACUUGAAUCCUUUAAAAUUAAUCCUAGAUUUUAAUGCAUAACUCAUGAAAAAUUUGACAGUAAAUAAUAGAAUGUCUAAUCCUUUAAAUCCUCUAAUUCUUCAAAUAAAAAAGAAGUUGUUGUAAAUAAGCUUUUAAGUUAAGAACACUUGCAUAAAUUUUAUUUUACUUUUUAAUCGAUAUCAGAUGAUGAAGUUAAAUAAUUACCAAAUGAAUAUAAAUAGCUCUUAAAAUAAUUGGCAACUUUUGUUAAUGAAAAGCUUCUUUAGUGA
Molecule: messenger RNA, 502 nt
Organism: Paramecium pentaurelia
Lineage: Eukaryota; Ciliophora; Oligohymenophorea; Peniculida; Parameciidae
Source: the annotation of a GenBank genome assembly